Molecule: messenger RNA, 1176 nt
Organism: Colletotrichum higginsianum IMI 349063
Lineage: Eukaryota; Fungi; Ascomycota; Sordariomycetes; Glomerellales; Glomerellaceae
Exons: 1
Coding region: 1-1176 (391 amino acids)
Source: RefSeq, a predicted model, not a curated record
AUGCCGCAGCAGCCAGACGCCCACCUGGAGAGCCUGCCAACGGAGGUCGUGCUCCAGAUACUCACCCAAAUCGGCGACGUUCAUUGUCUCUGGAACCUGCUCAUCUCGUCGCCCGUUGCGAGCCGGGUCUUCAACCAAUACAGUGACGACAUUUUUUGGCCUUCCGUCACCGACGGCAUCACACCAUCACAGACUCAGGAUGCCGUACGAUGCAUAGUCUCCCUCCGCGCCGGCGCAUUCCGGAGCACGCCUCUGGACCAGCUCGUUGGCAAGAUCAGAGAUCGUGAAGCCGGUAUUGUGCUUGGCCAGAGCCUGGACCUGGGCUACAGCAUUUCGACCAUGGACACCACGGCAAAACCCUCGUUGCACGUGAUGCGUUCCGUGCUAGCGGUCGCCAGCCAGGUACACGCCCUGAGCCGAGUCUGUAUCGGCCAUUAUCUCGCGAAGCUGGUGGCAGCGAAGACAGACGGCCGGCUGGACGCUGCACCCGAGUGGCUGGACGACUUUCGGCCCUCUUGGAUAGAGGAGCAGCGCAUCACUCGUGCUUUCUGGCGUGUCCAACUCGUUUUGGAGCUGAAAAUGGCGGCGCGCACCUCGCUAGUACAGUCUCCGGUUGAUAGGGACGGGGCUCCAGAGGAACUUGACAUUGAGUCAUUUUACGACAGUGAUACUAGUAACCUCAAGGUUGCCUAUCACGAGGUCAUGACGGCAAUGGAGUUCCUGAAGGGCCUGGGGUUUUGCGGAGACCCUGAUCCCACUCGCCCCAUUGGCCGCCUGCCAUUGCCCACCCAUUCUCAAAUGGACAUACCACCAUCAAUGGUCAGGAUGCCAGCCAACUCUGUCACCCGGAGGUCUUCUUUGGUGCUGCCAGCAGAUGGACUUUGGAUUGUGGACAGCAUGGCGAGGAACGCACACUCGCCCAUCAAGUAUGCUGGUUUCCGACCGUAUAGAAACAUGGGGUUCGCGAUCUGGGAUAGAGAGCGACUCGCUCGGAUGGGCUUGGCCAGUCCUCCGGGCAAUGGCCGCGUCACAGGCCUAGGAUCCUACUUUCCAUGCUGGCUGAGUCUUCUCAACCCGCAAGAGAUGGCUCAAGCCGAGGGGAAAAUGAAGGAGGCAGAAUGUCGAGGAGGGCGGCUGGAUCCGUUGCAACCCAUGAUCCAGGACAAUGCGUCCUAG